AAAGUAAAAAAAAAAGGAAAUGUCCUGGAAAAGUGUUUAAAAAUGGUAAUAAUUUUAUAAAAUGAUGUCAAAUGUGUAGUUAUGAUAAUGUUAAAUAUGUAAUAUGGUCAGUGUGGUUGUCCCCCGUUGUUGUCUUCCGUGUCUCUAACAUGUCCUGGUGUGUCCUCUGCAGGAGGCGAUGUGGGGAGCAGGGAGGAUGCGCAGGGUCCAGCCCUGAGGAGGCGUCCUGCGGUGGCUGGGAGGAGCGCGGCCCUCCUCUGGCCCUCCUGCGGCGCUCCGGGACGCUCCUACUAAGAUGUCCCUCAGCAGCGGCCCUGCAGGCGGGAAAGGUGUGGACUCCAACGCGGUGGACACGUACGACAGCGGCGAUGAGUGGGAUAUCGGUGUUGGCAAUCUGAUCAUUGACCUGGACGCCGACCUGGAGAAGGACAAACUAGAGAUGUCGAGCAGUAAGGAGGGCGGCGGCAUGGCGGCCCCGCCCAGCGCCGUGGCGGCGUUACCGGACAACAUCAAGUUCGUCAGUCCUGUAGCCGCCACGCAGGGCAAAGAGAGCAAAUCCAAAUCCAAACGCAGCAAGAACUCUAAGGAGAGCGUGAAGGGCCCCGCCGCAGACGGAGCCAAGAAGGAGGUUCAGGGCCGGGCCCUCGGGGACCCGCCACCUCAAAACUCCACCCCCACUAAAGGAACUGACAAGUCCAGUAAACCGUCCCGCACCCUCCCCUCUGUGAAAAAGGACAAGGAUGGGGCGGUGGGGAAAACUAAGAAGGACAAAAUGGAGGUCGUGUCCACGGGAGCGGUGAACGCUGAGAAAGAGGCCCCCGUCCUGCCGUUAGGGGCCCCUCGCAGCGGCCCCUUCGAGGGCCAGCAGAACCCCGAGUUAGUUGCGGCCGAACAGCUCGGGAACAUGGCGCUGGACUCGGCGGGUAUCGGCCAGCCUGUCGCCAUGACGACGGAGCAGGAGGAGGUGGACGGCGGCGAAUGUCGCAGUGUGAAGAAGGCGGUUGGAGGGAAGAUGGAGUCUCCCGUGUCCACUCCUGCUCCUCCUCCCCCUCCUCUCCACCUCCUCGCUCCCGUCGCCAACAGCGACAUCUCGUCCCCCUGCGAGCAGAUCAUGGUCCGCACGCGCUCAGUAGCGGUGAACACGACGGACGCCGCGCUGGCGACGGAGCCGGAGUGUCUGGGACCCUGUGAGCCGGGAACCAGCGUCAAUCUGGAGGGCAUCGUGUGGCAGGAGACGGAGGACG
Molecule: messenger RNA, 1244 nt
Organism: Plectropomus leopardus (leopard coralgrouper)
Lineage: Eukaryota; Metazoa; Chordata; Actinopteri; Perciformes; Serranidae
Source: RefSeq, a predicted model, not a curated record